Molecule: messenger RNA, 543 nt
Organism: Soboliphyme baturini
Lineage: Eukaryota; Metazoa; Nematoda; Enoplea; Dioctophymatida; Soboliphymatidae
Source: the annotation of a GenBank genome assembly
AUGACUGAACAGACUGAGCAACAGGAUUCCGGUCGAGAUGGCAAAAAUGAGCGUCUCACUCCUUUGCAUGGUGAUCUGUGUUAUCCCUAUUGCGGAGCGGCACCCGUUUUCCCACCGUGGUCUCAGGCAGACUCGUCACCUGUCGCACCGCACUGCAUUCCUCCCUCCUCCAGCACAUCCGGCCCGUCCAGCUCGUCCGGUUCUUCCAGCACUCCUCAGACGUCUUUAUCAUCCGACAACAACCCGAAAGCAAUGGCCAGCAAUUCGUUGGAGAAAUUGUCUAGUCUCGUGCACAAAGUCGGUAAGGUGUCGUCGGUGGAAGAGGUGCGAAGCAAGAUAGGUUCGCAGAACUGUGUAAACUUUCAUGAACUCUGGUGGCGUUGUAUGAAAAAGGAAGAGAACAACGAGUUGAAGAGAAUUCACGAGGCGAAACAGAUAUUCACGUGUCUUCAGUGUCACUAUUCUUUCCAAACUAUGGACCAGUUGGUGAAGCACAUGGAGUCCACUUUGCAUUAUAACAACAUUCCGAAGUAUUACAGGUAA